UCCUUCUGGUGUCACACAGGACGCAGACCUCUCCGGGUGGUGAUCGUGUGCCCAUUGUGUGCUUCUGUGCCUCAGUGUAGUCUUGUCUCGGCGACCGCGGAACUUCUCAGCACCAAUAACCAUGUUUCUUGCAAGCAAGAUUGUCACCCCUGUGGUGUGCAGGAAUGUGGCCAAUCGUUCAUUACCGGCCGCUCAGAUUCUGGCGUCAUCGCAAAGCACAAUAGUUCAACAGCAGCGCAAGCAGAUCACGAUUGCCCCGAUGUCCUCAGUUUUCGGAACGCUGGCUCCCAUUCGGCCCUUGCACACUUCGAUCGUGUCGCGGGAUAUCGACUCGGCAGCUAAAUUCAUCGGUGCCGGAGCUGCGACUGUCGGAGUAGCUGGCUCAGGAGCUGGUAUCGGUUCCGUAUUCGGUUCGCUCAUUAUAGGCUAUGCCAGGAACCCGUCGCUUAAGCAGCAGCUUUUCGCCUAUGCCAUUCUCGGCUUUGCCCUAUCUGAGGCAAUGGGACUGUUCUGUCUCAUGAUGGCCUUCCUGCUCCUGUUCGCGUUUUAGGUUUUAAAGUUUGACCUUCGUCAUCAUCAAUUAUUACAGCAAGUAAGAAAUAAAAAAGGAAGCAACGAGUACUGCAACAGCACCAGUGAGACAACCAAUAACUAAGAGAAAAAAACAAAAAAUAAGCACAGGAAUGAUGAACUCGUUCCUCUCUAAAGAUGCCACACUAUUCAAAAGAAAACCUGUCUAUUGCUGGCCAGCUGCAGCGAAUCAUCAAUAGGAGAACGGAAGAUUUAAACGCUACCAGUUGAUAUACAUAUAUAAUGAAAAGAAAGGAAGUUUGUGCAUGGUGUGUGAAUGCCAUCUAGCACCCAGGUACCAUAAAACCAUACAACAGAAAGGGUUAGGAUGUAUGAGAAAAUUUUAUGAGAAUAAACCUCAUGCGGAGAGUCGAA
Varroa destructor (honeybee mite) is the source of this 945-nucleotide messenger RNA. RefSeq names its product ATP synthase, subunit C (gene ATPsynC). NCBI's taxonomy places the organism in Eukaryota, Metazoa, Arthropoda, Arachnida, Mesostigmata, Varroidae. Gene Ontology annotation, molecular function: proton transmembrane transporter activity. Gene Ontology annotation, biological process: proton motive force-driven ATP synthesis; proton transmembrane transport. The record is from RefSeq and is a predicted model, not a curated record.